Messenger RNA from Neoarthrinium moseri, 2877 nucleotides. RefSeq lists its product as uncharacterized. Lineage: Eukaryota; Fungi; Ascomycota; Sordariomycetes; Amphisphaeriales; Apiosporaceae. The transcript is spliced from 3 exons. Bases 1 to 2877 code for a protein of 958 amino acids. Gene Ontology annotation, molecular function: ATP binding; ATP hydrolysis activity. The record is from RefSeq and is a predicted model, not a curated record.
AUGGCAGACUCGGCACUGUGGCAAAAGUCUCCAGAGCUCUCUGACUGUCAAGAUGGAGCGAAAUGCCUCGACAAACGAAUCGAACCAAACAUAGCCGAUUAUUCGGAGAAAGAUCCGGCCACACCGUGUAGUGAAGUCGGGGAGAAGAUCACUAUCAUCGAAGACAUAUUCAAGGAAGGACCUCUUCCGAGCCAACCGGAAUACCCGAUAGAGGUUUCUUCAAAGGUUGGCCGAGCGCAAUGGCAUCAUUCACAAAAAGAACUACUACUAGAAAAAGAGAGAAAAAGUGGCAGUGUUGAUGUUCGGUCCAGCCAAGCAUUGAUUCAUUCGAUACUAACGCACACCCGUAUUGACGAACUAGAGAAGGAACUCAAAAAGUUGAAACAUCAUGUGCACAAUAACCCAGAAGAUCCAAACGCAGGUAAAUCGCGAAUGUUAUUUCCAGUCCACAAGCGGGAGAUUCGGCGGUCUACGAUCGAUCGAUUCAAGAUUACACAUCAGACAUACAAUACGCCCGUAGAAGAACGUCCGGUAUUGGAAAUUCUCGUCUCCAUAGAUCCCGACAAACUGGCGGCACAGCAGCAACUAGACUUGAGGUCUGAUAAGUCAGACGAUCCUUAUCUUACUGCAAGCCAAACUCCCGAGAAGUUGAGGAUACGAUCACCCCCACUGCUUCAACAUCUUGAGAAUGUAACUGGGGAAGAUGUUGAGGUAGGUUUCCGAAAUGACGACGACGACCGAAUGCUGUAUCCAGGAACGGUAUUUCUUCGCCCGUUCAAGUUGUUCGUCAAACACGAGAAACGAAUCAGGCAGAGCUUUGUGGACCUGCAAUCAGAAUUGGAUAAAAAGAAGGCUCUGAAUUCACCACACACAGAGUCCAAAAAACGUUCUGUCGGUGCAUACGAUCUUGACUUUGAAGACGAAGAUCUCCUUCAGGACUUGAAACUUCUGGUUCAAUUCAUCGACGUUCACCUCAAACCAACCUUCGACCUGAGACACAGCAUAGCGGAAGGCACCGCAACACACAUAGAAUAUGGGGACCUAUGGCAUUUGUUUGAUCAUGGGCUCAUCGUUGUUGAUCAAUCGAGUGAGAUGCGUGCCUACAGGGUCAUAAGCUUUACUGGAGGGCGAGAGCCCUUAAUAGACAUGAUGCAAAGCGAGGAAGACAGAACACCAGCCCUGGAUGGUUUCGCCGUCAACUGCAUCAGCCUUGCGUUCAAUGGGUCAGAUUAUGUGCCUAGGUUGCAUAGGUUUACCAUCAGCAAAUUUGGCGGCCAAAAACCAAUAUCUUCACUUGCCGUCUAUCCACUGGCAUUACACCCAAGUGGUGAAGUGUUGAGGAACAACCUGCAGCAACACGCGAAGCGGUUCUUGGAUAUCACAUCCCCACCAUUUUCACAUUACGUGAUGACUGGGAAGACGUUGGACGAGCCUUCACAUGAUGUGGACGCGCAAGUCAUCGUUGACAUGGCUGUGGCAUUCAACACCGUAGGAGAGUGGAGACCAUCCACGAAGGUGGAGAUCAGUGACCUCGCCAAACCAGAUAAGCGCGAGACAUUCUUGCGAAGCUUUUGCAAACACUAUUGGCAAAACAAUGAAGGGUGCUGUGGAGACGAUACUAUAUUCAAAGACCUGAAAAUGGAUCAACUACGACUUGACAGCUAUUUGCAGAACCACAGCUACCUGCUUGGCCCCCGGAAACGAGAUGAACUGGCGGAAGACGACCUCAUUCUGCUUCCCGAUCAAGUACACGGAUACAUACUUCGGAAUCGGCAGUGGAUUACGAUGAAGGUCGCUGAUUUGUCCGAGGUCGAAUAUCAAGAUAAUUUCAACGAACUGAUGUUACCAGAAAGGCACAAGACCUCAAUUCUCGCACUCGUAAAGACGCACGAGAAUGCCCGUGGGGAAAGAGGCGUAAGUGUUGGUGCAGGGUUAGAUAUGGUGAAAGGAAAAGGUACCGGUCUUAUUCUACUUCUUCAUGGGGAACCAGGUGUGGGCAAAACCUCGACCGCAGAAUGCGUAGCUGAUAAUACCAAACGGCCUCUGUACCCCAUCACAUGCGGAGAUAUUGGCGAGACAGCCAUGGACGUGGAGAGAAACCUGCUUCAUAACUUCAGUUUGGCCCACAAAUGGGGUUGCGUACUUUUACUCGACGAAGCAGAUGUGUUUCUUGCUAAACGAAGCAAGACCGACUUACGAAGAAACGCCGUUACAAGUGUCUUCUUACGCAGUCUAGAGUACUACGCCGGUAUUCUUUUCCUAACCACCAACCGGGUCGGCAGUAUUGACCCUGCUUUCAAGUCUAGGAUUCACAUGAGUCUAUUCUAUCCACGACUGAAGAAAGAGGAUACUGUCAAGCUUUAUGAAGUGUUCAUCAGACGCGCGAAGGCUGAGCAAGAGCGCUUGGGAGCCGUAACAUUCAAAAUCAACAAAAAAGAGAUAACAAAGUUCGCCAAGCAGCAUUUUCGUGAGAUGGAGAGGGAGGGUCUCGGAACGUGGAAUGGAAGACAAAUUCGCAACGCAUUCCAAGCCGCCAUUGCUCUGGUGGAGCAUGAGAGCCAGCAAACCGGACCAGGUGCACCUAAGCCAACACUCGGUGCCGCACAAUUUCAGAGCGUCGCAGAAUCAUCCAAGGAGUUCGACAGAUAUCUUAUCACGACACUCGGAGCCGCGGACUCGGAUAUUGCGAUGCGUGAGGAGUGGCGAGCUGAUCGCUUUCCCACGAUGGAUCAAAGUCGUAUGGAGGCUAUGGCCACCUCUAGGAGGCCCUAUAAUAGGAAACAUGGAUCCAAAAAGGUUGUUGUUGAGUCAGAUACCGACACAUCAACUGAGAGUGAUGAUUCAGAGAACGACACCAGCGGAGAUAAUUCAGGCUAG